AUGACGUUGAAUGGUAGAAUGUCUUAUAUGAAUUCGAUUGAUAUUAAAACAAAGUCUCAUUUGUGUAAUGAAUCAGAGAUAUAUGAAGAUCCAGAUGAACAUCAUGCUCCAUACAAACUUAUGUUUCUCUUUUUCAUCCUGUUUAUUGGUUGUCUUUUCAAAACAAUAUUUGUUUCUUUACGUGUUCCAUAUGCUGGUCUCAUUAUAUUAAUUGGUUUUAUAGGCGGUAUUCUCUUCAAUAUUUUUACUAAAGAUGAUACAUUUCUUACUAUAACAACAUCAUCACCUGAUCUAGUUGUUGGCAUUUUUCUACCUGCAUUAGUUUUCGAAUCAGCAUAUCGUAUUGAAUAUCAUGCAUUCAUGAAAUCACUCUAUUCCAUUCUACUUUUCUCAAUUGUUGGUUACUUUAUAUCAUUAUUUAGUAUUUCUACAUUGAAUAAAUGUCUAUUUCUUUUUCAACAAUGGACUUUUCUUCAAUGUUUAAUAUUGGGUAUUAUUCUAAGUGCUACUAGACCUAUAACACUUAUGCGUCAAGCAGACUAUGGGAAAACAAAACGAUUGAGUAUUAUACUCGAAGGCGAAGCAAUAAUCAAUAACAGUCUAGCAAUUAUCUUAUUUAAUGCUAUCAAAAGUUUUGUUGUUGAUGAUCAAUUGUGGCAUACAUUCAAAUUUUUUAAAACAGCAGUUGUAGCUUUAGUAGGCGGUAUUGGUUUUGGUGGCAUGGCUGGCAUAUUGGAAAUUAUCUGUUUACCUCAUUUUUAUGAUGAUCCCAUUAGUGAAGUUACCAUAACUACUGCUAUCCCUUAUAUGCUUUAUUGGUUAUGUGAACAAUUAUACUCUUCUGGUAUUAUUGCCAUUGUUGUUCUUGGUCUUAUAUUAUCAAAUCAUAAAACUGCACUUAGUUCGGAAGCAGCUAUUUUUAUGGAAAAAUUUGUCAUGAUAAUCAUAUUAACACUAUGUAUUAAUUUAUUUCGUAACUGUCAUUUAUCAUGGAAAGAAUGUUUCCUAGCUACUUGGGGUGAUUUUAAAGGAUCAAUAUGUUUAAUUCUUUGUCUUGCACUUAAAGGUGAAUUUCAACUUGCUAAUAAACAAUUAAUUCAUCAUGCUUCAUCAAAGUUUAAAUAUCAAAUUUUGAUAUAUACAACUAUUAUUGUCUUUCUUUCCAGUUGUAUGAAUUCUACUUAUUCACUUUUACUCAAAAUAUUAAAUUUUACAAAAAUGUCUGAAACAAAAUAUCUUUAUAUGGCACAAUGCGUAGAUUCAUUACGUACUCUUGUCAAAGAAAAAAUUUGUUUAUUAAAAAAGAAUAAAUAUUUAGCUAAUGCUGAUUGGAUUUUCAUUGAAGAAAAUUUUCACAUUGAAAAUCCUCAUACUAUGAAAAUGAUCAAUAAUGACAGUAGAGAUAUCAAUUUAAUUGAUCAUAAUAUAAAAUGUUCUAUUUGUCAUCGACCAAUAUCAAUGGAAUUUAAUCAAAUACAAUAUGAUGAUGUAUUUGAAGAAGCUAGAAUUCGUAUUAUUAAUAUUCAAAAAACAAGCUUCUGGAGACAAUAUCGAGAUUAUGAAAUUUCAACACAAGCUGUUCGUAUUUUAUCAUCUCUUUGUGAUUUUGCAAUCGAUAGCGAAGGUCAAUAUAUUAGUAUUGAUCAACUCAAAUAUUAUUAUAAACCACGAACUAUUGAUUUUAUAUGGAAAUAUUUGAUUUAUACAUUUGGUAUUCAAAUAUAUUUUCGAACAUGGAUUGAUUAUCGAAUUGAAUUUAUUCUGUUGAUAUUAGUAGUAGUUGAAUGUAUUUUUGAAUAUUAUUAUCGUAUCUCUACUAAGUUUAUUUCUCAUCAAACUUGGUCUAUUAUGCAAAUUUUGGUUAUUAUUCAAAUAAUUCGUCUUAUUCGAACAAUAGAAUAUAUCAUAGCUAAUUUAAAUAUUCUUCUUGAACGUAUAGCUAAUCGUUAUGUAACACUCUCACUUGAAUUAUGUAAAGCAUAUAUAUUAAGUGAAGAUGAUGUACUUUCAAAAUUACAUCGUGUUAUUGAAAUUGAUCAAAUUCGAGAACAUUUUCAUAAAGAUUCAAUAAGACGACGAGAUGAAAUUAUUAAUGAAUUAACUUUUAUUCAAAGUGAACAUCCAAAUGUAUCAGCAAGUGUGAAAACGCGUGCAGCUAUACAAAAAUUACUUAAUUAUUCAAAAAAUAUAAUUCAUCAUAUGACAAAUAAAGGAUUAUUAGGAGAAAAUGAAGCUCAUCGAAUUACAGAGUUCAAUUUUUUACAUGUAUUUCCAUGGCUUCAUGAUCCUGAUGUACUUGAAUAUGUAUUGAGUCAUCUUCAUGUUAAAUCAUUUUCAUUAAAUGAAUAUAUUUAUAAAGUAAAUAAUGAUUCUCAAGCAUUAUUUUUUAUUACAGCUGGUUAUGUCGAAACAAUAAGAAAUAUGCCAAAAUAUCAUGAUGCUUUAUCAAUUGAAAAAUUUCAUAAAAAUAAAGAAAAUAAUUCAUCUGAAGAUAUAAAAUUAAAAAAAGAUUCAUUUACUUUUAAUUCAAAAUCAAAUUAUUAUCAAAAACAAUCUUAUGAAAUUAAUUCAAUAAAUGAAUCUCAAACUAAUCAUCAUCUUUGUCAUCAAUGUUAUGUUGAUGUUCAAAAAAUCGAUAUCAUUGAUAAGAAUGCUUUAUUAAAUGAAGAUCUAUUUCAAUGGUCUGAUAUUGACUCUGAACAAAAAUAUUUAUUCUUUGAUAAUACAAAAAAAUUAUUAAAUGUUAAUGAAAGUAUUCUUUCUCAGCUUAAUAUAAAUGAUUCUAUACUCGAUUUUUUUCCAACAAAAGAAUCAACUACAGUCUAUCGAUUGUUAUAUGCACCAGGUGAUGUUAUUGGUCAUAUUGAUUUACUCAAUGGACAAAAGUAUACAGAAACAUGUAAAUGUAUUACAAAUACUCUUGUUUGGUAUUUAAAAUCAAACGAUCUGAUUGUUCUUAUUGAACGUUUUAAACAUUUAAAGAUCUUAGAAAAAAUAUGGCAUUAUAGUGCAUUACAAUUAGCUGAAGGUGUUUUGUAUGAAUAUUUAAAUAUAGUGCCAUACGAUGCAACAGAACAAGAACGUUUUCAUAUUUAUGGUCAUUUAAAACAUGCAUUUCUUAUACCUGAAUCAUAUUUAAUUGAACACAAAAUAAUCUAUUCAUCACAUGAACUUAUUCUUAUACAAGGUCAAUUAGAAAAUAUUAUUUCAUCAUUGAUUUAUACUGGACCAUGUUUUAUACAAAUUGAAUUUGGUCAAUAUGGUCUUAAACCACUGAAUAUAAGUGAAACUAAAAUACUGGUUCUUCGAAAUUCUCAUUAUCAUGAUACACUUAAUGAUGAAUUUGUUUUACCAUUAGAUUUACCAGGUUUAUUAACACAUAUUAUUUAUGAUGAAAAAUUGGACAUUCUUUUACCUCGUAGUAGUAUUAAAUAUGAACAUAUCGUUACACAAUCUAAUAUUGAUCAAUCUUCAAAAGAAAUGACCAAGAAAACAUUAUUAGGUCGAUUUUUAGAAAGUCUACCAAAAUUUCAACGACGUAUUAUGAACCCAUAG
Molecule: messenger RNA, 3555 nt
Organism: Rotaria sp. Silwood1
Lineage: Eukaryota; Metazoa; Rotifera; Eurotatoria; Philodinida; Philodinidae
Source: the annotation of a GenBank genome assembly